GGCUUCCCCAGCAAAGCCCCUUGGCCCGCCCAGACCCUUGAAGAGAACAAUCUGGAAUCAGGGCUCACUGGGCCUUUGGCUGCAGCCGCAGAGACUCGGCCGCUGGGGGCGGAGGCUGGGAUGAAGCCAAGCCGUGGGACUCCCAUUCCCCCCGGAGGCCUUCCUGUCCAGCCCCUGCCUGUCCCCUCACAGGCCCCACAGGGGCUCCUGCGUCCCGGGAGGGUCUUGGGAGCCCGCAGGGACGAGGGCUGAUGACCAGGGUCCCAGCGUAGAUUCAGGGGCCCUCGGUUCUCUCGGUGAUGAUGUCACCAAGCAGGGGCGCUGUGGGUGAGUCUGCCUCCCUUGAGACCUGGAGGGAGCCUGUGAGAGCUGCCAGGGGGGCGGGCGCUCAGGGGGUUGUGCUUUCUGGAAGGAAGGGGACUGUGGACGCCUUUACGUCGCCCUGCUGGAAGCCCCUCCCAGGCCGAGACACCUGAUGGCGCCCCCUCCACUCCCACUCUGCAGUGGGAGUGGGAGGCAGGUCCCAGCCACUGCACAUCUGGGCCGCGGGCGCGCCUCUUUCUUCUGGCCAGCCUGGUGCAGACCCUUCCCCUCUGAUGCCUCCCACCCCCCAGCUCUGGGCACCUGGCCCGUGGGCGCCAGCAGUAGCUUGGGCAAGGCUGCAAGGGCCGGUCCCCAGGGCCUGGCCCCUCCUGCUGCCGCCUCCCAUCUGCCUGUGCCUGCUUAUCGGGUAACCAGAGCCGGCAGCUGCGUCCACGCCUGAAACAGGAAGCCUGCCGGGCCUGGGCACGAGCUGCCGCCGAGAGCCCGGCCGGAGGAUGGAGGAGCAGCGGGCGCUGGAGGCUGCCCAGGAUGGGGACGUGGCCACCCUGGAACUGCUGCUGGAGGCUGGUGCCCUGGGCCCGGGCAUCACGGACGCCCUGGGGGCCGGCCUGGUGCACCACGCCGCUCGGACUGGCCACCUAGACUGCGUCAAGUUCCUGGUGCAGCGGGCCAAGCUGCCUGGCGACCAGCGGGCCCACAACGGGGCCACACCCGUGCACGACGCCGCUGCCACAGGCAGCCUGGCCGAGCUGUGCUGGCUCGUCCGCGACGGGGGCUGCGGCCUGCAGGACCAGGAUGCCUCGGGCGUCUCCCCACUGCACCUGGCCGCCCGCUUCGCACACCCCACGCUGGUGGAGUGGCUGCUGCACGAGGGCCACUCGGCCACCCUGGAGACACGAGAGGGGGCCUUGCCUCUGCACCACGCUGCUGUCAGCGGGAACCUGACCUGCCUGAAGCUCCUGACGGCCGCCCACGGCAGCGGUGUGAACCGGCGCACGCGCACUGGUGCCUCCCCACUCUACCUGGCCUGCCAGGAGGGCCACCUGCACCUGGCCCAGUUCCUGGUGAAGGACUGCGGCGCCGACGUGCACCUGCGAGCCCUCGACGGCAUGAGCGCCCUGCACGCCGCGGCCGCCCGCGGCCACUACUCGCUCGUCGUCUGGCUGGUCACGUUCACCGACGUUGGGCUGACGGCGCGGGACAACGAGGGGGCCACGGCCCUGCACUUUGCGGCUCGCGGUGGCCACACGCCCAUCCUGGACCGGCUCCUGCUGAUGGGCGCCCCCAUCCUGAGAGACUCCUGGGGCGGGACCCCCCUCCACGACGCCGCAGAGAACGGGCACACGGAGUGCUGCCAGACCUUGGUCUCCCACCGCGUGGACCCCUCCCUGCAGGACGAGGACGGCUACACCGCGGCGGACCUGGCCGAGUACCACGGACACCGCGAGUGUGCCCAGUUCCUGCGGGAGAUGGCCCAGCCGGUGCCCCUGCUCGUGGCGCCCCCGCCCCCGCCGUUCCCGCCACCUCCGCUGUCCGCUGCCAGGCACUCCCUGGAGGAGGAAGGAGGGGGCUCAGGUGUCAGGAGCCCCAGCCCCGCGUCUCUCAGCCCAACCUGGCCGGCCCAGCCCCCACCGAGGGAGCAGACAACCUGCGUAGCCCCGCCGAGGGUCACCACCAGUGCCCUGGCCGCCUCCACGGGGCCAGAGAUGGCAGCGAGGGACGUCCCCGAAGGCCUGGCCGGGCUGCAGCUAGACGAACUGCCCUCUGGUGACCUCGACGGGUUGGUGCCCACGCAGGACGAGCACGGCCAGCCCAUCCCCGAGUGGAAGCGGCAGGUGAUGGUGCGGAAGCUACAGGCGCGCCUGGGCGCCGACCCGGAGCCCCAGGCCCAGGACAGCGGCGGGGGCCCGGGCCCCGCGCAGCAGGCGGCGUGGCGGUACUCGCAGACGCACCAGGCCAUCCUGGGCCCCUUCGGGGAGCUGCUGACCGAGGACGACCUGCUGCACCUGGAGAAGCAGAUCGCGGACCUGCAGCUGCGGCGCCGCUGCCAGGAGUAUGAGAGCCAGCUGGGCCGGCUGGCGGCCGAGCUGCAGGCCCUGCUGCCCGAGCCCCUGGUCAGCAUCACCGUCAACAGCCACUUCCUGCCCCGGGCGCCCGGCGCCGAGGGCGAGCAGGCCCCGGCCCUGGCCGGUGUGCUCCAGGGCCCCGCGGAGGCCGCGCCCGGCGGGCAGCCCCUGCCCUUCUGGUGCAACCACGCUGGCCGCCUGGUGCGCAGCCUGUCCCUGCUGCUGAAGGGCGUGAACGGGCUGGUGCAGGCCGAGGAGACGCCGGGCCCCCAGCCCCCGCAGCUCCCGCAGCCCCCGCCUAGGGAGACCCCGGCCGGCGCCCCUCGAAGCGAGGCCCAGCGCGAGAUCCAGGAGUGGGGCGUCUCCGUGCACACGCUGCGUGGCAACUUUGAGUCAGCGCCCGGCCCGCCCUGCGCCUCAGCCCCAGGCCCCUGUGAGCCGGGAGCCGUGCCUGGGCAGUGCCCCCGAGGCUGCUGGGCGGCCCCGCCCCCGCCCCAGCCCCAGGGUGGACCGGCCGACGCAGAGGAGGCCAGCGAUUCGGGCAUCAGCUGCGAGGAGGCGGCGUCGGAGGUGGGCGCGGCUCCCGGCCCGGACCUGGCCAGCCUGCGCAAGGAGCGCAUCGUCACGCUCUUCCUGAGCCACUGGAAGAGGUCGGCCAACACGCCGGCCCUCAAGGCCGCGGCCUGCAGGACCCUGGAGGCCCGCCGCGCGGCCGGGGGCCCCCGCGAGCCCCGGCUCAGCCACCUGUGGCAGCAGCGGGGCAUCAUAACCCACCUGCUGGGCACCUGGAAAGCCAUCAUGGCGCACGUGCCGGCGCGGCAGCUGCGGCGGCUGAGCCGGCAGCCCCGCGGGCCCCUGUCCCCCGAGCAGUUCCUGCCCCACGUGGACGGGGCACCCGUGCCCUACGGCAGCCUCUCGCUGGACCUCUUCAUGCUGGGCUACUUCCAGCUCCUGGAGUGCGACCUGCCGGCCGACGAGCGCAAGACGCGCCACCUGCUCUGCUUCGAGGUCUUCGAGCACCUGGGCGCCCACGGCUGGGAGGCGGUGCGAGCCUUCCACAAGGCCGUGAUCGACGAGGUGGCCGCCGGCCGCCGCGCCUGGACCGACGGCUUCGAGGACAUCAAAGCCCGCUUCUUCGGCUCCGGCCGGGGCCCCGCCUGGGACUCGGAGCCGGGCCGCAAGUCCAGCCUGACUCCGCUGGGGCCUCGCCCGCCGGCGCCGGGCCCCGAGCCGGCAGCUCGGUGGCUGGGCUCCGGCUCGCGGUGGGGCAGCUUCAGCAGCGAGGACAUCUGCGGCUACAUCGACCGGAGCUUCGCCUUCUGGAAGGAGAAGGAGGCUGAGAUGUUCAGCUUCGGGGACUGACUGGGGCUCUCCUCCUUUCUCUCGCCUGGUGGCCAGGGCAAGGCUGGCCGGGGCCCGCUCACAAGGUCCUCUGGGCGGGGGCUCAGCCACCCACCCGGCUCACACUGCCUCGCUCCCCGUGUCCACACUGCGGCCAGGGGCUGCCAUCCCAGCCUGGCCCUCUGGGGCCGUCCCCUGGGCAGCUGGGACGCCAGCCUCCUCCGGCUCCCCUCCCUCCCCUGCCCUGCACUGCCCGGCGCCCUGUCCGUCGGUUCCCUGCUGCUGGCCCUGAGGCUCAGUCUGCCUUCCACUGUCCAGCGGAGCCUGGGCCGGCCGCCCCGGGCCCUCCUGCCACCGCCUGUCUUGGUGACUUGGGCCACAGCCCGGCCCCUCCCACACUUCUCUUUCCCGUCCGGGGACAGUGGAGGGGACAGGAUUCAAUGGGCCUCUGGUCAGACCAGACAGGGCCGGGCUGCCUGGUUCUCCAGGCCAGGAGAGGGCCGCUGGGAGGGGACCCUGCUCUGGGGCACUCCAGAGAUGUGGCUGCCCGGCCCGCAGCUGCCCAGCCCCUCCCAGGGCCACAGGACAGACGGGCUGCGUGCGGUCCUCAGACAGUGCCCCCUCUCAGAGGCCAGCCGCCAGCCCGCAGGGACAGCCCACAGCAGGGCAGGACACACGGGCUGCACCUUGAUGAGCACUUGGCCGUCCCUGGGGCAGCCCUCGCCCACGUGGGCAGGGGGUGCCGUGGGGUUAUGUGCAGCAUCACAUGAGCUGGACACUCGCUGGGCAGUGUGGCUUGUCCCUGGCUCCCGGUGGCCAUCAGGAGGGUGGGCCACCACCCAGCCUGCGGGGUCCAGGAGGGCUGGGCCGAGGGAACGCUGGGGAGGGGCUGCGAGUGUGAGCCGGCCUUGAUGGGCAAUGAGGGGGUGGGGCAGAGGCAGUUGGGGCAGGGACAGGCCCCCUCUGGAGCAGGUUCCUGGGCGCUGUCAGAGCGAGGAGGAGGGGCUCCCAGGAAGAUAUGAAGUCGGGAGAGGCACUGGGCGGUCAGGGCUGGCAGGCCUGCGGGGCAGUGGGGUCAGCCAGUUCCUGGUGGCUGUCCUCCAAGGGCCCGCUUGCAGUGGGCUGGCCAGGGGCCGGCUCCCCUGGAUUCCUCCUGCUGGAAUCGCCACGGAGCUGCGAAUGAGCCUGCACCUGCUAAAGACCCCCUGCCUGGCUGACCCUCACCCUGCCAGAGCGCCAGGCGGCAGCCCAGGCCCACCGAGCCCGUACGGGGCACCGGGGAGUCAGUGGUCUGCCUGCCCUGGGAGGGCGUGGACAGGUCCCCCGUGUCCACUGGGGGUCGUGGGCAUCUCAGCCAGCCAGAGGGUAGGUUCUGCCACGCAGGGUGCCCACGAGAGCGUCCCGGAUGGCGUCUCUUGGUCGUCGGGGUCCUGGCUCUUGGCUGUAACCUGCAACCAACAGAGGAAGAUGAAGGGGUCCACUGGGCACAGCCACUGCCCGGGCCGGCAGGGCACUGGGGAGCCCUGAGGUGGGAGUGUCAGAGUGGACACCCCGGUGUCUCCUGGAGCCCCCUUGCAUGACAGUGGGUUCCAAGGCCCUGCAAGGGAGGCGGCCGGAUGUUGGCAGCGAGCCCAGAGCCUGACCUCCCGUCGCUCCCGGGGUUGGAGGGGGCUCCUCUCGCCAGCUCAGGGCGCCCCCCAGGCUCGGGCAGCCCCUCCACAGCCCCCACGCCUCAUGUUCCCAGCCCGGGGGCAGCCCACAGCUCCUGAGCCCCAGGGGGACUUGGGGAUGGGGGCUGCUGGGCAGGGGUAAGGUGGAGGCCCUGGGGAUUCUGGGAAAAUGGCUCGCUCAGCAGCCUGAGAGCCCGAGCAGGCCGGGGCCAGCGUGGCCACACUCGGGCUGCAGGGCCUGCGUGCUGCCUGUCCGCCGGUGGUCCCAUCGGCCCCGAGGCCACGGAGCCCCUUUCUGUGCCCCCGGAGGCCUUGGACCUCAGCGAGGGGCCGGCAGCACCCGGGAGCAAGGAGGCCCUGGCCCCGCCCACGGGCGUGCACACCCGGCACCCUGAGGCCACCCAGCGGGCUUGGUGAGGGUCACACAAAGAAAGUGAGCGAACGCAGCAGGGACACCAGCUCCUCCAGGCCGCCCCGCCCACCCGCGAUGCGCCUAGAAUAAGGUGCAGGGCCGUGCCAGCACUCCCGACGGGCGACACGGGUGAUGUGACUGGGUGACAGGGGUGAUGUGACUGGGUGACACAGGUGAUGUGACUGGGUGACGGGGGUGACGUGACUGGGCGACAGAGGUGACGUGACUGGGCGACAGGGGUGAGGUGACUGGGUGACGGGGUGAGGUGACU
Messenger RNA from Oryctolagus cuniculus (rabbit), 6084 nucleotides. The record is from RefSeq and is a predicted model, not a curated record. Lineage: Eukaryota; Metazoa; Chordata; Mammalia; Lagomorpha; Leporidae.